AUGUCCAGCAAGGCUGACAAGAAGCGGAAAGUGACUAGCCGGGGAAGCGCCCGCCGGCGAGCUGCCCAGUCUGCUCUGGACGCACAGGUCGAGGAGAUCACGUUGCCAGCCAGCAGCGAGGUCCAGGCGGAGCCCGAGAUCGUCAAGGAAGAGCCUGAGCCAAUAUUGGUGGAACCUGAAAUACAGAAAGAAGAAUUAGAGGAGCGUGAGGUGGAUGUGAAGCCCCUCUUCCUGUCCCGAGCUGUGCUGACAGGACUGGCGGACGCCACAUGGACAGAGGAGCACAGCGCUGUUCUGGAACACUUUGCCCAGGACCCUUCAGAGCCCAUCCUCACCAUCUUCAUCGACCCUUAUAUGGGGCUGAAGCUAGACCUGGGAAUGCCUGUGCAGACCCAGAACCAGAUUGUCUACUUCAUUCGCCAAGCCCCGGUCCCCAUCACUCCAGAGAACUUUGAGGAGACGGUACAGUUUGGGACAGUGCGGGGUGCCUACAUCCCAGCCCUGCUUCGGCUGCUCAAUGGCGUCUUUGCCCCUCAGAUCUUUAAAAACACAACCUGGCCCGAGAGCAUUCGAAAUCAUUUUGCUUCUCACCUGCACCGGUUCUUGGCCUGCCUGACAGACACUCGGUACAAGCUGGAGGGGCACACCGUCCUCUACAUCCCCACAGAGGCCAUGAACAUGAAGCCUGAGGUGGUGGUUAAAGACAAAGAGCUGGUGCAGCGACUAGAGACCUCCAUGAUCCACUGGACACGGCAGAUAAAGGAGGUGCUCAGUGCCCAGGAGUCGGUGGAGACAGGAGAAAACUUAGGUCCUUUGGAAGAGAUUGAGUUUUGGCGCAACCGAUGCAUGGACCUGUCUGGCAUCAGCAAACAGCUGGUGAAGCCAGGAGUGAAGCACAUCGAGUCCAUCCUGCGUCUCGCCAAGUCAUCCUAUCUGGCGCCCUUCAUGAAGCUGGCCCAGCAGAUUCAGGAUGGCUCUCGUCAAGCACAGUCAAACCUGACUUUCUUGUCAAUCCUGAAGGAGCCUUACCAGGAACUGGCAUUCAUGCGGCCAAAGGACAUCUCUAGUAAACUCCCAAGGCUGAUCAGCCUCAUCCGUAUCAUCUGGGUCAACUCUCCCCACUACAAUACUCGGGAGAGACUGACUUCCCUCUUCCGGAAGAUGAGCAAUGAGAUCAUUCGCCUGUGCUGCCAUGCCAUCUCCCUGGACAGCAUCUUUGAGGGCUACGUCAUCUCUAGCAAGGAGGACCUACAAGGCUGCAUCUCUUGCUGUCACGCUUGGAAGGACCACUACCUUCGGGCUGUGCAGACACAUACCCAGUUCUCCACCCGGGGCUGGAUCCUAGACCAGACCAGCAUAUUUGCCCAGGUUGAUGCCUUUGUACAACGCUGCAAGGACCUCAUCGAGGUAUGUGACUGUCAGUACCAUUUUGCCCGCUGGGAAGAUGGAAAGCAAGGGCCCCUCCCCUGCUUCUUCGGUGCCCAGGGGCCCCAGAUAACACGGAACUUGCUGGAGAUUGAAGACAUCUUUCACAAAAACCUGCACGUGCUGCGAGCUGUCCGCGGGGGCAUCCUGGACGUCAAGAACACUUCUUGGCAUGAAGACUACAAUAGGUUCCGGGCUGGAGUCAAGGACCUGGAGGUGAUGACUCAGAACUUGAUCACCUCGGCCUUCGAGUUAGUCCGUGAUGUGGAGCACGGGGUGCUACUGCUGGACACCUUCCACCGGCUCUCAGCCCGAGAGGCCAUCAAGCGAACAUAUGACAAGAAAGCUGUGGACCUCUACAUGCUGUUCAAUAGUGAGCUGGCGCUCGUAAACCGUGAGCUGAACAAGAAGUGGCCCUACCUGGAGCCCUACAUGGCCCAGUACUCAGGGCAGGCCCACUGGGUGCGCAUCCUACGGCGUCGCAUCGACAGAGUUAUGAACUGUCUUUCCAAUGCUCAUUUCCUGCCCCACAUCGGGACCGGAGAGGAGAGUGUGCACACCUACCAGCAGAUGGUUCAGGCCAUUGAUGAAUUGGUGCGAAAAACCUUCCAAGACUGGACAGCCACGCUGGACAAAGACUGCAUUCAGCGGCUGGACACGCCAUUGCUACGAAUCAGUCAGGAGAAGGCAGGCAUGCUGGACGUGAACUUUGACAAGACCCUGUUGAUCCUCUUUGUGGAGAUCGACUACUGGGAGCGGUUGCUGUUCGAGACACCCCAUUACGUGGUGAAUGUGGCUGAACGUGCCGAGGACCUGCGCGUUCUUCAAGAAAACCUGCUGCUUGUCGCUCGGGACUACAACAGGAUCAUUGCCAUGCUGUCCCCAGACGAGCAGGCCCUGUUCAAAGAACGUAUCCGGUUCCUGGAUAAGAAGAUCCACCCUGGGCUCAAGAAGCUGCACUGGGCCUUGAAGGGGGCCAGUGCUUUUUUCAUCACAGAGUGCCGCAUACAUGCCAGCAAGGUACAGACGAUCGUGAAUGAGUUCAAGGCAUCCACUCUGACCAUCGGCUGGCGAGCCCAAGAGAUAUCAGAGACACUGCUGGUGCACAUCAGUGGCAAACGGGUAUACAGGGACAUGGAAUUUGAGGAGGACCAAAGAGAGCAUAGGGCAGCCAUUCAACAGAAAUUGAUGAGCCUGCAUCAGGAUGUGGUGGCCAUCAUGACCAACUCCUAUGAAGUCUUCAAGAAUGACGGCCCCGAGAUUCAGCAGCAGUGGAUGCUGUACACGAUUCGGUUGGACCACAUGAUGGAGGAUGCUUUGAGGCUGAACGUGAAGUGGUCUCUGUUGGAACUGUCCAAGGCCAUCAAUGGGGAUGGCAAGACCACCCCCAACCCACUCUUCCGAGUGCUUGUCAUUUUGAAGAAUGAUCUUCAGGGAGGUGUGGCCCAGGUGGAGUUCUCACCCACUCUGCAGACCUUGGCAAGUGUGGUCAAUGACAUUGGCAACCACCUCUUCUCCACCAUCUCUGUCUUCCGCCACCUCCCUGAAAUUCUCAUCAAGCGCAAGUUUCAGCGUGAGCCCAUCCACACCAUCGUGGAGCGGGAUGAGGACAUCAAGAAGAUCCAGGCCCAGAUCAGCAGUGGCAUGACCAACAAUGCAAGCCUGCUGCAGAACUACCUCAAGACCUGGGACAUGUACCGAGAGAUCUGGGAGAUCAACAAGGACUCCUUCAUCCGCCGAUAUCAGCGUCUCAACCCGCCUGUCUCUUCCUUUGAUGCUGACAUUGCCCGCUACACAGAGGUGGCUAAUAAUGUGCAGAAGGAGGAGACGGUCCUCAACAUCCAGUUUGUGCUCCUGGACUGCUCGCACCUCAAGUUCUCGCUGGUGCAGCACUGCAACGAGUGGCAGAACAAGUUCACGACCCUGCUCAAGGAGAUGGCGGCCAGGCGGCUCCUGGAGCUGCACACCUACCUGCAGGAGAACUCGGAGAAAAUCAGCCGCCCUCCCCAGACCCUGGAGGAACUAGGGGUCAGUUUGCAACUCAUGGAGACCCUGCAGCACGAACUGCCCACCAUGGAAACCCAGAUCCCUCCCAUUCACGAGCAAUUUGCCAUCCUCGAGAAGUACGAAGUGCCAGUCGAGGACAAUGUGCUGGAAAUGCUGGACAGUCUCGGUGGGGAGUGGGUUGCCUUCCAGCAAACACUGCUGGACAGUGAACAGAUGCUGAAGAAACACAAGGAGAAGUUCAAGACAGGCCUCAUUCACUCAGCUGAUGACUUCAAGAAGAAAGCACACAAUCUUCUGGAAGAAUUUGAAGGCAAAGGCCCCUUCACCAGCAGUGUGGGGCACCAGGCAGCCCUGGAGCAAAUUGCCCAUGUGCGGGCCAUGCUGAAUGCCAUGCGGGAGGAAGAAAACAUCCUCCGUGCCAACCUGGGCAUCUUCAAGAUCGAGCAGCCAGCCUCCAAAGACCUGCAGAACCUGGAGAAGGAGCUGGACGCGCUGCAGCAAGUCUGGGAGAUCACCCGAGACUGGGAGGAAAACUGGAACCAGUGGAAGGCAGGCCGGUUCCUGACCCUGCAGACAGAGGCCAUGGAGACCAUGGCCCAUGGGCUGUUUCGCCGCCUCACUAGACUGGCCAAAGAGUACAAGGACCGAAACUGGGAAAUUAUUGAAACCACUCGCUCCAAAAUAGAGCAGUUCAAGAGGACCAUGCCGCUCAUCUCAGACCUGCGAAACCCCGCCCUUCGAGAGCGGCAUUGGGAUCAGGUCAGGGAUGAGGUCCAACGUGAGUUUGAUCAGGAAUCAGAAAGCUUCACCUUGGAGCAGAUCGUGGAGCUUGGGAUGGAUCAGCAUGUAGAGAAAAUUGGGGAGAUCUCUGCCUCAGCCACCAAAGAGCUGGCUAUAGAACUGGCAUUACAGAACAUUGCCAAGACCUGGGAUGUGAUUCAGCUUGACAUAGUGCCCUACAAGGAUAAGGGCCAUCACCGACUCAGAGGGACAGAAGAAGUAUUCCAGGCCCUGGAAGAUAACCAGGUGGCUCUGUCUACCAUGAAGGCAUCUCGCUUUGUCAAGGCCUUUGAGAAAGAUGUGGACCACUGGGAGUGCUGCCUCUCCCUCAUCUUGGAAGUGAUUGAGAUGGUGCUCACAGUGCAGCGUCAGUGGAUGUACCUCGAGAACAUCUUCCUGGGAGAGGACAUCCGGAAGCAGCUGCCCAAUGAAUCAGGCUUAUUCGACCAAGUCAAUGGCAACUGGAAGGCCAUUAUGGACCGGGUGAACAAGGACCCCAAUGCUCUCCGGAGCACCCACUAUCCAGGCCUCCUGGACACAUUGAUAGAAAUGAACACAAUCCUUGAAGACAUCCAAAAGUCCCUAGAUAUGUAUUUGGAGACCAAGCGCCAUAUUUUCCCCCGCUUCUAUUUCUUGUCCAAUGAUGACCUCCUGGAGAUUCUGGGCCAGUCCCGCAACCCGGAGGCUGUGCAGCCACAUCUCAAAAAAUGCUUUGACAACAUCAAACUGCUGAGAAUGCAGAAGGUUGGGGGACCCAGCAGCAAAUGGGAAGCGUUGGGAAUGUUCUCAGGUGACGGUGAAUACAUCGAUUUCCUCCACCCAGUGCUUCUGGAAGGGCCUGUGGAGUCCUGGCUUGGAGAUGUGGAGCGGACCAUGAGAGUGACCCUCCGGGACCUUCUCCGGAACUGCCGCCUGGCCCUCAAGAAGUUUCUCAACAAGAGGGACAAGUGGGUGAAGGAGUGGGCUGGCCAGGUGGUGAUCACCGCCAGUCAGAUCCAGUGGACGGCCGAUGUCACCAAGUGCCUGCUGACAGCUAAGGAGCGGGCAGACAAGAAGAUCCUCAAGGUCAUGAAGAAAAAGCAGGUGUCAAUACUGAAUAAGUACUCUGAGGCCAUCAGGGGGAACCUGACCAAGAUCAUGCGCCUCAAAAUUGUGGCCCUGGUGACGAUAGAAGUCCACGCCCGGGAUGUGCUGGAGAAGCUUUACAAGAGUGGCCUCAUGGAUGUCAGCUCCUUCGACUGGCUCAGCCAACUGCGCUUCUACUGGGAGAAGGAUCUCGACGACUGUAUGAUCCGUCAGACCAACACACAGUUCCAGUAUGGUUAUGAGUACCUGGGUAAUUCUGGUCGGCUCGUCAUCACCCCCCUAACCGACAGGUGUUACAUGACACUGACCACAGCCCUGCACCUGCAUCGAGGCGGAUCCCCCAAAGGUCCCGCAGGCACAGGGAAGACUGAGACGGUCAAGGACCUGGGCAAGGCCCUCGGCAUAUACGUCAUCGUGGUCAACUGCUCCGAGGGCCUGGACUAUAAGUCCAUGGGCCGGAUGUACUCAGGCCUGGCUCAGACGGGUGCCUGGGGCUGCUUUGAUGAGUUUAACCGCAUCAAUGUGGAGGUGCUGUCGGUGGUGGCCCAGCAGAUCCUGUCCAUCCUUUCUGCCCUGGCUGCCGGCCUCACCCGCUUCUAUUUCGAGGGCUUUGAAAUCAAUCUGGUGUGGUCCUGUGGGAUCUUCAUCACCAUGAACCCUGGCUAUGCUGGCCGCACAGAGCUUCCUGACAAUCUUAAGUCCAUGUUCCGGCCAAUUGCCAUGGUGGUGCCCGACUCUACACUUAUUGCAGAAAUCAUUCUUUUUGGGGAAGGCUUUGGCAACUGCAAGGUUCUGGCCAAGAAGGUGUACACACUUUACUCGCUGGCUGUGCAGCAGCUCUCCAAACAGGACCACUAUGACUUCGGCCUGCGUGCCCUCACCUCCCUCCUGCGCUAUGCUGGCAAAAAGCGCCGCCUGCAGCCCGACCUGUCUGAUGAAGAGGUUCUGCUGCUCUCAAUGAGAGAUAUGAAUAUUGCCAAGCUGACUUCUGUCGACGUGCCCCUCUUCAAUGCCAUCGUGCAAGAUCUGUUCCCCAGCAUCGAGCUGCCGGUCAUUGACUACGGCAAGCUGCGGGAGACCAUUGAGCAGGAGAUUCGGGACAUGGGCCUGCAGCCCACCCCAUUCACCCUCACCAAGGUCAUCCAGUUGUAUGAAACCAAGAACUCCCGCCACUCCACCAUGAUCGUGGGCUGCACCGGCAGUGGCAAGACUGCCUCAUGGCGGAUUCUCCAGUCCUCCUUGUCCUCCCUGUGCCGCGCAGGGGAGCCCAACUUCAACAUUGUCAGGGAGUUCCCUUUGAACCCUAAGGCACUGUCCCUAGGGGAGCUGUAUGGGGAAUAUGACCUCAACACAAAUGAAUGGACGGAUGGCGUCCUGUCCAGUGUCAUGAGGACGGCAUGUGCAGACGAGAAACCAGAUGAGAAGUGGAUCCUUUUCGAUGGCCCUGUGGACACUCUGUGGAUUGAGAGCAUGAACUCUGUCAUGGAUGAUAACAAAGUGCUGACCCUCAUCAACGGAGAGCGCAUCGCGAUGCCUGAGCAGGUGUCUCUCCUGUUCGAAGUGGAGAACUUGGCAGUGGCCUCCCCGGCCACCGUGUCUCGAUGUGGGAUGGUGUAUACCGACUACACAGACCUAGGCUGGAAGCCCUAUGUUCAGUCAUGGCUGGACAAGAGGCCAAAGGUGGAGGCUGAGCCCCUUCAGCACAUGUUCGAAAAGUUCAUCAACAAGAUGUUGACCUUCAAGAAGGACAACUGCAAUGAGCUGGUGCCCCUCCCAGAAUACAGUGGCAUCAUCUCCCUCUGCAAGCUGUACUCCGCCCUGGCCACUCCGGAGAAUGGGGUGAACCCAGCUGACAGUGACAACUUUGCCUCCAUGGUAGAGCUGACAUUUGUGUUCAGCAUGAUCUGGUCGGUGUGUGCCUCCGUGGAUGAGGAGGGCCGCAAGAAGAUCGACAGUUACCUCCGAGAGAUUGAGGGCACUUUUCCCAAUAAGGACACAGUGUACGAGUAUUUCGUGGACCCAAAGAUGCGGAGCUGGACAUCGUUUGAGGAUAAGCUCCCUAAGAGUUGGCGCUACCCUCCAAACUCCCCCUUCUAUAAGAUCAUGGUGCCCACUGUCGACACUGUCCGCUACAACUACCUGGUGAGCACCAUGGUGGCCAGCCAGAACCCCGUGCUGCUGGUGGGUCCUGUGGGAACUGGAAAGACCUCCAUCGCCCAGAGUGUCCUGCAGUCCUUGCCCUCCAGCCAGUGGUCAGUGCUCACAGUCAACAUGUCUGCACAGACCACAUCCAAUAAUGUGCAGAGCAUCAUUGAGAGCAGGGUGGAGAAGCGAACCAAGGGUGUCUAUGUGCCUUUCGGAGGCAAAAGCAUGAUCACCUUCAUGGAUGACCUCAAUAUGCCAGCCAAGGACACGUUUGGGUCCCAGCCCCCGCUGGAGCUGAUUCGCCUCUGGAUUGACUAUGGCUUCUGGUAUGAUCGAACGAAGCAGACCAUCAAGUACAUUCGAGACAUGUUCCUGAUGGCUGCCAUGGGCCCUCCUGGGGGUGGACGGACGGUCAUCUCCCCAAGGCUGCAGAGUCGAUUUAACAUCAUCAACAUGACCUUCCCCACGGAGUCCCAGAUCAUCCGGAUAUUUGGCACCAUGAUCAACCAGAAGCUCCAGGACUUUGAGGAAGAGGUGAAACCCAUUGGGAACGUGGUGACCGAGGCCACCUUGGACGUGUACAAUACUGUGGUGCAGCGCUUCCUGCCCACACCCGCCAAGAUCCACUACCUCUUCAACCUUCGAGACAUCUCCAAGGUGUUCCAGGGCAUGCUGAGGGCCAACAAGGACUUCCACGAUACCAAGUCCAGCAUCACCCGACUUUGGAUCCAUGAAUGCUUCCGAGUCUUUUCUGACCGACUGGUUGAUGCCGCAGACAUGGAAGCCUUCGUGAGCAUCCUAAGUGACAGACUUGGCUCCUUCUUUGACCUGACGUUUCAUAACCUGUGUCCCAACAAACGUUCUCCCAUCUUUGGGGACUUCCUGCGGGAGCCCAAGGUGUACGAGGACCUGACGGAUCUGACGGUCCUGAAGACAGCCAUGGAGACGGCACUCAACGAAUACAACCUGUCACCUGCUGUCGUGCCAAUGCAGCUGGUGCUCUUCCGAGAGGCCAUCGAGCACAUCACACGGAUCGUGCGGGUCAUUGGACAGCCUCGGGGCAACAUGCUCUUGGUGGGCAUUGGGGGCAGUGGGCGGCAGAGUCUGGCCCGCCUGGCCUCAUCCAUCUGCGAGUACAUCACCUUCCAGAUUGAGGUCACCAAACAUUACCGGAGGCAGGAAUUCCGAGAUGAUAUCAAGCGUCUGUAUCGCCAGGCUGGGGUGGAGCUCAAGGCCACGUCCUUCCUUUUCGUGGACACCCAGAUUGCUGACGAAUCAUUCCUAGAGGACAUCAACAACAUCCUUAGCUCGGGCGAGGUCCCCAAUCUCUAUAAGGCGGAUGAAUUUGAAGAGAUCCAGACGCUCAUCAUAGACCAGGCGCGCGCUGAGCAGGUGCUGGAGUCCUCGGACAGCCUCUUCACCUACCUCAUCGAGCGCGUGCGGAACAACCUGCACAUCGUUCUCUGCCUCAGCCCCGUGGGCGACCCCUUCAGGAACUGGAUCCGCCAAUACCCAGCCUUGGUGAACUGCACAACCAUUAACUGGUUCUCAGAGUGGCCACGCGAGGCCCUGCUGGAGGUGGCUGAGAAGUACCUGAUGGGAGCCGAUCUGGGGACCCAGGAGAACAUCCACAAGAAAGUGGCCCAGAUAUUCGUCACCAUGCACUGGUCAGUGGCCACAUAUUCCCAGAAGAUGCUGUUGGAACUUCGGAGACACAACUACGUCACACCCACUAACUACCUGGAACUUGUGUCUGGAUAUAAAAAGUUGCUGGCGGAGAAGCGGCAGGAGCUGCUGGACCAGGCCAAUAAGCUGAGGACAGGGCUGUUUAAGAUCGAUGAAACUAGGGAAAAGGUGGAAGUUAUGUCCUUGGAGCUGGAGGAUGCCAAGAAAAAGGUGGCUGAGUUCCAGAAGCAGUGUGAGGAGUACCUGGUCAUCAUCGUGCAGCAGAAGCGGGAAGCGGAUGAGCAGCAGAAGGCAGUCACAGCCAAUAGCGAAAAGAUCGCAAUUGAGGAAGUCAAGUGCCAGGCACUGGCUGACAAUGCCCAGAAGGAUCUGGAAGAGGCAUUACCAGCCCUGGAAGAGGCCAUGCGGGCCCUGGAGUCUCUGAACAAGAAGGACAUAGGAGAGAUCAAGUCUUACGGACGGCCCCCAGCCCAGGUGGAGAUGGUGUUGCAGGCAGUCAUGAUCCUUCGAGGCAAUGAUCCCACCUGGGCAGAGGCCAAGAGGCAGCUAGGGGAACAGAACUUCAUCAAGUCACUGAUCCACUUCGAUAAAGACAAUAUCUCAGACAAGGUCCUGAAGAAGAUCGGAGCCUACUGUGCCCAGCCCGACUUCCAGCCUGACAUCAUCGGCCGCGUGUCACUGGCCGCCAAGUCUCUCUGCAUGUGGGUUCGGGCCAUGGAGCUCUACGGGCGGCUGUACCGGGUGGUAGAGCCCAAGCGGAUCCGCAUGAAUGCCGCGUUGGCCCAGCUUCAGGAGAAGCAAGCGGCCCUGGCCGAGGCUCAGGAGAAGCUGCGUGAGGUGGCUGAGAAACUGGAGAUGCUGAAGAAACAGUAUGAUGAGAAGCUGGCACAGAAGGAGGAGCUCCGCAAGAGGUCCGAGGAGAUGGAGAUGAAGCUGGAGCGUGCUGGGAUGCUGGUGUCCGGGCUAGCCGGCGAGAAGGCCCGAUGGGAGGAGACAGUGAAGGGCCUGGAGGAGGAUCUGGGCUACCUGGUGGGAGACUGUCUCCUGGCAGCUGCCUUCCUGUCCUAUAUGGGGCCCUUCCUGACCAACUACCGGGAUGAGAUUGUCAACCAAAUCUGGAUCAGGAAGAUUUCAGAGCUGCAGGUUCCUUGCUCACCCCGCUUCACGUUCGAUAACUUCCUGUCCAAUCCUACCAAAGUUCGGGACUGGAACAUUCAAGGGCUGCCCUCGGAUGCCUUCUCCACUGAGAACGGCAUCAUUGUCACCCGUGGCAACAGGUGGGCACUGAUGAUUGAUCCGCAGGCCCAGGCCCUGAAAUGGAUCAAGAACAUGGAAGGAAAUCAGGGCCUACAGAUCAUCGACCUGCAGAUGAACGAUUACCUCCGAAUCCUAGAAAACGCCAUCCAGUUUGGAUAUCCAGUUCUGCUCCAGAACGUGCAGGAAUAUCUGGAUCCCACACUCAACCCUGUGCUCAACAAAUCUGUAGCUCGCAUUGGUGGUCGGUUGCUGAUGCGGAUCGGAGAUAAGGAGGUGGAAUACAAUCCUAACUUCCGUUUCUACAUCACCACCAAGCUCUCCAACCCCCACUACAGCCCAGAGACCUCAGCCAAGACCACCAUUGUCAACUUCGCUGUCAAAGAACAGGGCCUGGAGGCCCAACUGCUGGGCAUUGUGGUCCGGAAGGAGCGGCCGGAGCUGGAGGAGCAGAAGGACUCGCUGGUCAUCAAUAUCGCUGCUGGCAAAAGGAAGCUCAAGGAGCUGGAGGAUGAGAUCCUUCGGCUGCUGAACGAGGCCACGGGCUCCCUGCUAGAUGACGUGCAGCUGGUGAACACCCUGCGGACCUCCAAGAUAACCGCUACCGAGGUGACCGAACAGCUGGAGACCAGUGAAACCACGGAGAUCAACAUCGACCUGGCCCGAGAGGCUUACCGCCCGUGCGCCCAGCGGGCCUCUGUGCUGUUCUUCGUGCUCAACGACAUGGGCCGCAUCGACCCGAUGUACCAGUUCUCCCUGGACGCCUACAUCAGCCUCUUUAUCCUCAGCAUCGACAAGAGCCAUCGCAGCAACAAGCUGGAGGACCGCAUCGACUACCUGAACGAGUACCACACCUACGCUGUCUACAGGUACACCUGCCGCACACUUUUUGAGCGCCACAAGCUGCUAUUCAGUUUUCAGAUGUGUGCCAAAAUCCUGGAGACUUCUGGGAAACUCAACAUGGAUGAAUACAAUUUCUUUCUACGCGGGGGCGUGGUCUUGGAUCGCGAGGGCCAAAUGGAUAACCCAUGUACCACCUGGCUUGCAGACGCCUACUGGGAUAAUAUCACAGAACUGGACAAACUGACCAACUUCCAUGGGCUCAUGAACUCCUUUGAGCAGUAUCCUCGGGACUGGCACCUGUGGUACACCAACGCCACCCCCGAGAGGGCCAUGCUGCCAGGUGAGUGGGAAAACGCCUGCAAUGAAAUGCAACGAAUGCUGAUUGUUCGCUCCCUGCGCCAGGACCGCGUGGCCUUCUGUGUAACUUCUUUCAUCGUGUCCAACCUUGGCUCCCGCUUCAUUGAGCCUCCUGUGCUAAACAUGAAGUUGGUGAUGGAGGACUCGGCCCCACAGACCCCACUGGUGUUCAUCCUGUCCCCUGGCGUGGACCCCACCAGUGCCUUGCUCCAGCUGGCUGAGCAUACAGGCAUGGCCCAGCGCUUCCAUGCCCUGUCUCUGGGCCAGGGCCAGGCCCCCAUCGCGGCUCGGCUUCUCCGAGAGGGUGUGGUUCAGGGACACUGGGUGUUCCUCGCCAACUGCCACCUGUCGCUGUCCUGGAUGCCGAACCUGGAUAAACUGGUGGAGCAGCUGCAGGUGGAAGAUCCUCACCCUUCCUUCCGCCUCUGGCUCAGCUCCAGCCCCCACCCAGACUUCCCCAUCUCCAUCUUGCAGGCCAGCAUCAAGAUGACCACAGAGCCACCAAAGGGCCUAAAGGCUAACAUGACCCGUCUUUACCAACUGAUGACAGAACCACAGUUUUCCCGCUGCUCCAAACCCACCAAGUAUAAGAAGCUGCUGUUCGCACUGUGCUUCUUCCACUCUGUGUUACUUGAACGCAAAAAGUUCCUGCAACUUGGCUGGAACAUCAUCUAUGGCUUCAAUGACUCUGACUUUGAGGUGUCCGAGAACUUGCUGAGCCUCUACCUGGACGAGUAUGAGGAGACGCCCUGGGAUGCACUCAAGUACCUCAUCUCCGGGGUCAACUAUGGUGGACAUGUCACGGAUGACUGGGACCGGCGCCUGCUCACCACCUACAUCAACGACUAUUUCUGUGACCAGGCUCUCUCGACUCCCUCCUACCGGUUGUCAGUGUUGGAGACCUAUUUUAUCCCCAAGGAUGGGAGCCUGGCCUCGUACAAAGAGUACAUAAGCAUGUUGCCUGGCAUGGAUCCCCCAGAGGCUUUUGGCCAGCACCCCAAUGCCGACGUGGCCUCCCAGAUCACGGAGGCACGCACUCUCUUUGAGACUCUGCUUUCCCUGCAACCCCAGAUUACACCCACCAGGGCCGGAGGCCAGAGUCGGGAGGAGAAGGUCCUUGAGUUGGCUGCCGAUGUGAAACAGAAGAUCCCGGAAAUGAUCGACUAUGAGGGGACCCGAAAACUACUGGCUAUGGACCCCUCCCCACUCAAUGUGGUCCUUUUGCAGGAGAUUCAGAGAUACAACAAGCUGAUGGAGACCAUCCUCUUCUCACUGACAGACCUAGAGAAAGGCAUCCAGGGCCUCAUCGUCAUGUCUACCAGCCUGGAAGAGAUUUUCAAUUGCAUUUUUGAUGCCCAUGUCCCUCCGCUCUGGGGAAAGGCCUACCCCUCACAGAAGCCAUUGGCUUCAUGGACCCGGGACUUGGCCAUGCGUGUGGAGCAGUUUGAGAUGUGGGCCAGCCGCGCACGGCCUCCUGUGAUCUUCUGGCUCUCUGGCUUCACCUUUCCCACUGGCUUCCUCACUGCCGUGCUGCAGUCUUCAGCUCGCCAAAACAAUAUUUCAGUGGACAGCCUCUCUUGGGAGUUUAUCGUUUCCACUGUGGAUGACAGCAACCUAGUGUAUCCACCCAAGGAUGGUGUCUGGGUUCGGGGUCUAUACCUGGAGGGUGCUGGCUGGGACCGGAAGAACUCCUGCUUGGUGGAAGCAGAGCCCAUGCAGCUUGUCUGCCUCAUGCCCACCAUCCACUUCCGGCCUACUGAGAGCCGCAAGAAGAGUGCCAAGGGCAUGUAUUCCUGUCCCUGCUAUUACUAUCCCAACCGGGCAGGCAGCUCAGACCGCGCAUCCUUCGUCAUUGGCAUCGAUCUCCGCUCUGGGACCAUGACCUCUGAUCAUUGGAUUAAGAGGGGCACUGCUCUACUCAUGAGCCUGGAUAACUGA
Molecule: messenger RNA, 13521 nt
Organism: Rangifer tarandus platyrhynchus (Svalbard reindeer)
Lineage: Eukaryota; Metazoa; Chordata; Mammalia; Artiodactyla; Cervidae
Source: the annotation of a GenBank genome assembly